Fusarium pseudograminearum CS3096 is the source of this 882-nucleotide messenger RNA. RefSeq lists its product as uncharacterized. The transcript has 2 exons. The record is from RefSeq and is a predicted model, not a curated record. Bases 1 to 882 code for a protein of 293 amino acids. Gene Ontology annotation, biological process: exonucleolytic trimming to generate mature 3'-end of 5.8S rRNA from tricistronic rRNA transcript (SSU-rRNA, 5.8S rRNA, LSU-rRNA); nuclear polyadenylation-dependent rRNA catabolic process; TRAMP-dependent tRNA surveillance pathway. Lineage: Eukaryota; Fungi; Ascomycota; Sordariomycetes; Hypocreales; Nectriaceae. Gene Ontology annotation, cellular component: cytoplasmic exosome (RNase complex); nuclear exosome (RNase complex).
AUGCCGCGUGAAGCCGAGCCUUCUCUCUCUGAGAAGACAUUCAUUGCUCAGGCCCUGAACGAGGGUUUACGGUUAGAUGGUCGCAAAUUCGACGAAUUCCGACCUCUUGAGAUCACUUUUGGAGAUGAGUAUGGAGUGGCAGAGGUGAAAUAUGGAAAAACAAGGGUACUAGCCAAGGUCUCAGCCGAGGUGACUGUGCCAUACACAGACCGUCCCUUUGACGGAGUUUUCACAAUCACAUCAGAACUCAGCCCCAUGGUCGCUCCUUCAUAUGAGGUCAACCGCCCUUCACUCGAGGAGGUUCUUCUCUCGAGGCUUCUUGAGAAGACAAUUAGGAGAUCGGGUGCCCUGGAUACCGAAUCACUAUGUCUCAUCGCCGGCAAAAAGUGCUGGUCUAUCCGAGUUGAUCUUCAUGUCCUUGCCCACGAUGGCAACCUUACAGAUGCUGCCUGCGUAGCCGUUAUUGCAGCCCUUCGACAUUUCCGCAAGCCUGAUUCAAGCAUCGAAGGAGAAACCCUCACUAUCUACACAUCCGCCGAGAGAGAGCCUGUGCCUCUGAGCUGGCUCCAUUCUCCAUUCUGCGUCACGUACAGUUUCUAUGGCGAGGACGGAAGCCAAGUUCUUGUCGACACCAACUGGCUUGAGGAGAAAAUGCGCAUUUCCCACUGCACAUACAGUCUCAACAAGCACGGUGAGAUCAGCCAGAUCUCCAAACUAGGAGGAAAGGCCCUGGAUGCGCCGUUGUUCAUCCAGUGCGCUCAGGGUGCGCUCAACCGAUCCAAGGAUCUCUCUAACCUUGUGGAUAACAAGCUUGCCGAGGACGCAAAGCGAAGGGACAAGGGAGGGCUCAUGGCAGAGUUGACGGCCGAGAACGAUAGGUGA